UCUCUUUUGUCCACACGGACGUUCCAUAGACUGAUGCAGGCUUCUGCGAAGAAAGAAACCUGAGUAGACUAGCCUUUACUGCCUGUCUCAAGCGUACAAUACAGUUAAUGUGUCCAUAAAAAUGGCUGCUGUAUUUAUUCGGCGUUAUUAAGACACUGAGCAGCAUACAUCGCCACGACUUGGCUUAUUGCUGGGAAAGGGAUGUCAACUCCGGAUCCUCCAGAGGGAGGGGCCCCCAGACCUGGCCCUUCCCCUGGCUCCGCCCACAACAUGAUGGGUCGCAGCCCGGGCCCGCCCACCUCGUCAGCCCACACCAUCCCUCCAUCAGGACCACCAGGGUUUACCCAGGAGAACAUGCAUCAGUUACACAAACAGCCUGUGGAGGGCACGCUGGAGAAGAACAUCGCUGAGGACCCUCGCUUCAGUCAGAUGAAGGGGAUGUCGAUGAGACCUGGAGGCCACGGUGGCAUGGGGCCGCCUCCAAGUCCCAUGGACCAACACUCCCAAGGUUAUCCAUCUCAUUUGAGUGGCUCAGAGCACGGUUCCAGUCCAGUGUCUGGCAGUGGUCCUCCUUCAGGUCCUCUCCUGCCCUCCUCCUCCUCUGGGCCUGGUUCUGGGCCCAUGGAGACCAGCGAGCCCCAGCCCAUGAGCCAACCGACCCGCUCGGUGGUGUCGGUCGGGGGACCCAGCGGCGGUCCUGUUAACACGGACAGCACAUGCGGGCCCACCCCGUUCAACCAGAACCAGCUGCACCAGCUGCGCGCUCAGAUCAUGGCCUACAAGAUCCUGGCACGUGGGCAGCCUCUACCGGACCACCUGCAGAUGGCGGUGCAGGGCAAACAGCCCAUGCCAGGCAUGCAGCAGCAGCCCAUGCCCACCAUCCCCCCGUGCACCGGUCCAGCCACGGGCCCUGGGCCCAUGGGCGCCGGGUUCAGCAGAGGUCACGGAAUGGUGGGGCCCAACAUGCCUAUGGCUGGUCCUUCAGGGGGUCCCAACAUGCAGGGACAGCCUCACGGAGGACCCCCCAAAAACUGGCCUGAGGGACCCAUGGGGAAUGCUACCACCCCCUCCAACGCCUCCCAGAAGCUGAUCCCCCCACAGCCCACGGGCAGACCCUCCCCCACACCCCCCUCGGUGCCCUCUGCGGCCUCCCCUGUCAUGCCCCCCCAGAACCAGAUGCCAGGGCAACCCGGCCAGCCCACAUCCAUGGUGUCCAUGCACCAGAAGCAGAUCCGCAUCACGCCCAUACAGAAGCCCUGCGGUCUGGACCCAGUGGAUAUCCUGCAGGAGAGAGAGUACAGGCUGGAGGCCCGCAUCACACAUCGUAUCCAGGAACUGGAGAAUCUCCCGGGUUCCCUGGCUGGAGACCUCCGCACCAAAGCCACCAUAGAGCUCAAAGCCCUGCGGCUGCUUAACUUCCAGAGACAGCUGCGGCAGGAGGUGGUGGUGUGUAUGCGGCGGGACACGGCCCUGGAGACGGCCCUGGACGCGCGGGCCUACAAGCGCAGCAAGCGGCAGUCCCUGCGUGAGGCUCGCAUCACCGAGAAGCUGGAGAAGCAGCAGAAGAUCGAGAGGGAGCGCAAGCGCCGCCAGAAACACCAGGAGUAUUUGAACAGCAUCCUCGCGCAUGCUAAGGACUUCAAGGAGUACCACCGCUCCAUCACAGGCAAGAUCCAGAAGCUGACCAAAGCCGUGGCCACCUACCACGCCAACACUGAGCGCGAGCAGAAGAAGGAGAACGAGCGCAUCGAGAAAGAGAGAAUGAGGAGACUGAUGGCUGAGGAUGAGGAAGGCUACCGUAAGCUCAUCGACCAGAAGAAGGACAAGCGCCUGGCCUACCUGCUGCAGCAGACGGACGAGUACGUGGCCAACCUCACCGACCUGGUGCGCGCCCACAAGGCCGUGCAAGCCCUCAAGGGGAAGAAGAAGAAGAAGAAGAAAAAGAAGACGACGACGACGAAGGUGGAGACUGCAGAAGGUCAGGCAGGAGGAGUGGGGCCUGAUGGAGAGGCGCUGGAUGAGACCAGUCAGAUGAGUGACCUGCCGGUGAAGGUCAUCCACGUGGACAGCGGGAAGGUCCUGACCGGGGGGGAGGCACCCAAGGCAGGGCAGCUGGAGACCUGGCUGGAGAUGAACCCAGGCUAUGAAGUGGCACCCAGGUCCGACAGCGAGGACUCUGGCUCUGAGGGAGAGGAGGAGGAAGAGGAUGAGCAGCCCCAGUCCUCUCAGGCUGCUGCGGACGACAAGAAGAAGAUCACCGACCCCGAUGACGAAGUGGACGCCCGAGACAUCAUCGAUAAUGCUAAGCAGGAUGUAGACGAUGAGUACAGCAGUGCAGCCUUCGAACGCGGCCUGCAGUCCUACUACGCCGUGGCCCACGCCGUCACAGAGAAGGUGGACAAGCAGUCCUCCCUGCUGGUCAACGGCCAGCUCAAGCAUUACCAGAUCCAGGGUCUGGAGUGGUUGGUGUCCCUCUACAACAACAACCUGAACGGCAUCCUGGCUGACGAGAUGGGCCUGGGGAAGACCAUCCAGACCAUCGCCCUCAUCACCCACCUAAUGGAGUACAAGCGCCUCAAUGGGCCCUUCCUCAUCAUCGUGCCCCUCUCGACGCUCUCCAACUGGGUGUAUGAAUUUGACAAGUGGGCCCCGUCUGUGGUGAAAGUGUCCUACAAGGGAUCUCGUGCCGCGCGAAAAGCAUUCGUCCCUCAGCUGCGCACUGGCAAGUUCAAUGUACUCUUGACAACCUAUGAGUACAUUAUCAAGGACAAGCAAAUCCUGGCCAAGAUCCGCUGGAAGUACAUGAUCGUGGACGAGGGCCACCGCAUGAAGAACCACCACUGCAAGCUGACGCAGGUGCUGAACACACACUACCUGGCGCCGCGGCGCGUCCUCCUCACCGGCACGCCGCUGCAGAACAAGCUGCCCGAGCUCUGGGCCCUGCUCAACUUCCUGCUGCCCACCAUCUUCAAGAGCUGCAUCACCUUCGAGCAGUGGUUCAACGCGCCCUUCGCCAUGACCGGAGAGAAGGUGGACCUGAACGAAGAGGAGACCAUUCUCAUCAUCCGUCGUCUGCACAAGGUGCUCCGCCCCUUCCUGCUUAGGAGGUUGAAGAAGGAAGUGGAGGCUCAGCUUCCUGAGAAGGUGGAGUACGUGAUCAAGUGUGACAUGUCAGCCCUGCAGAGGGUGCUGUACCGCCACAUGCAGGCCAAAGGAGUCCUGCUGACAGAUGGGUCAGAGAAGGACAAGAAGGGCAAAGGAGGGACCAAGGCUCUGAUGAACACCAUCGUGCAGCUGAGGAAGAUCUGCAAUCACCCCUACAUGUUCCAGCAGAUCGAGGAAUCCUUCUCUGAGCAUCUGGGUUUCUCUGGAGGCUUUGUUCAAGGCCCUGACCUGUAUCGCGCCUCGGGGAAGUUUGAGCUGCUGGACCGCAUCCUGCCCAAGUUACUGGUCACCAACCACAAGGUGCUGCUCUUCUGCCAGAUGACCUCCCUCAUGAACAUCAUGGAGGACUACUUUGCCUAUCGCAGUUUCAAGUAUCUGCGUCUGGAUGGCACCACUAAGGCUGAAGACCGUGGCAUGCUGCUGAAGACCUUCAACGACCCAGCCUCCGACUACUUCGUCUUCCUGCUCAGCACCAGGGCCGGGGGGCUGGGCCUCAACCUGCAGUCGGCCGACACCGUGGUCAUCUUCGACAGCGACUGGAACCCACACCAGGACCUGCAGGCCCAGGACCGGGCCCACCGCAUCGGGCAGCAGAACGAGGUGCGCGUGCUUCGCCUCUGCACCGUCAACAGUGUGGAGGAGAAGAUCCUGGCCGCCGCCAAGUACAAGCUGAACGUGGACCAGAAGGUGAUCGAGGCCGGCAUGUUCGACCAGAAGUCCUCCAGCCACGAGCGGCGGGCCUUCCUGCAGGCCAUCCUGGAGCACGAGGAGCAGGACGAGGGAGCCAGUGCAGAGAGGCAAGUACAGGAGGAAGAUGAAGUUCCCGAUGAUGAGACCCUCAACCAGAUGAUCGCCCGAAGUGAAGAGGAGUUUGACCACUUCAUGCGCAUGGAUCUGGACCGGCGGCGCGAGGAGGCGCGCAACCCCAAGCGCAAGCCCCGUCUGAUGGAGGAGGACGAGCUGCCCUCCUGGAUCCUGAAGGACGACGCGGAGGUGGAGGCGCUCACCUGCGAGGAGGAGGAGGAGAAGAUGUUCGGCCGCGGCUCGCGCCAGCGCAGGGACGUGGACUACAGCGACGCGCUCUCUGAGAAGCAGUGGCUCAAGGCCAUAGAGGGCGACACACUGGACGAGGCUGAGGAGGAGCUGAGGCACAAGAAGGCGACCCGCAAGAGGAGACGGGACCGCGACCUGGACACCCCGGGCCCGUCCACGUCCGGGAGCGUACGAAGCGGGGGGAGGGACAGGGGCAGAGAAAGAGAACGAGAAAGAGACAGAGACAGGGAUGACGAUGGCAAGAGACAGAGGAGACGAGGCCGUCCCCCCUCCGAAAAGAUCUCGCCCAAUCCCCCCAUCCUGACCAAGAAGAUGAAGAAGAUCGUCGACGCCAUCAUCAAGUACAAAGACAGCAGUAAUGGCCGUCAGCUGAGUGAGGCGUUUAUCCAGCUCCCCUCCCGCAAGGAGCUGCCGGAGUACUAUGAGCUCAUCCAGAGGCCCAUGGACUUCAGGAAGAUCAAGGAGAGGAUCCGCAGUCACAGGUACCGCAGUCUCAACGACCUGGAGAGAGAUGUAAUGCUGCUGUGUGAGAACGCCCAGACCUAUAACCUGGAGGGCUCUCUGAUUUAUGAAGACUCCAUAGUGCUGCAGUCUGUUUUCACCAGCCUGCGGCAGAAGAUUGAGAAGGAGGAGGAGGAGAGAGAGGGAGAAGAGAGUGAGGAGGAGGUGGAGGCCGAUGAAGGAUCUGAGUCUGAAGUGCGUUCGGUGAAAGUGAAGAUCAAGAUUGGUCGUAAGGAGAAGGAGAAGACCACAGAGAGAGAGAAGAGUCGCAGGCGGGGCGGUCGCACCAGAGCCAAACCCGUAGUGAGUGAUGACGACACUGAGGAGGAGCAGGAGGAGGAGCGCUCUGCCGCUGCCAGUGAGGAAGACUGAGAGGCCCUAAGCGCUCUACAUCAGAGGCCGAGACAAAGAGAGAGAGAGAGAGACAGAAGGACAAAGACAGGGAGGGGGAGAGAGGUUGUGUAAGGUACCAUCAACCAGAACCAAUCAUCAGUUGUGUUCGUUUUCUUUUCAGUGGCACUCAGAGAGAGUCGCAGGCAGAGGAUUCUGAUGGGGAAAGUAAAAUAAAAAAAAAAUACAAAUAAAAAAAUAAACAGCUCUGUGGUCUAAAGGGAACUUUGUGUAGGUUUCUCUGUUUGAGAGGACAAAGCUACUAAGAAACCGAAUAGAUGGUGUACAGAGGACAGGCCACCGUAGCCUAAGGAAGACCGCUAUAGUGUGCAUAGACUUAAGCUGCUCGCUAGUUCUGCAGCUUGCGAGGAGCACCUAACCCCCUAGAGCCCAAAGCCUGCCGAGACGUGGACCAGGGAGUCAUCCCCCCCUCCCCUUGAUUGACAGCUGACCUAAUCAUUUCCUUCACUUGUCAAACAAGCAAAGCACAUUAAGCAAACUGCUGAUGGUCUGAGAAUUCAUCCAGUCUGUUUAGACACACACACACACACACACACACACAAAGUAAAACUUGCUGUUGGGUGUUGCGUAGGUGUUGCCUUUGCUUCACGUCUUAAGGUGAAUCAGGGUCAUCCUCUCAAGGCAUCACAACCACUUCAGGUCGAUUUGAACGUCCAUGCUAGUUUGAUUUUUUUCCUGUGGCGUUUUAAAGCCCGGCUCUUCCACACGGCGCUUUCCCAUCCAGAUCCCCUGCUGGAGAACUCCUCCUCCUCCAGUGCUAACAAGCCAAACUGUAAUUCAAGUGUUCGACUGUUGUGUUUUAGUUAGACAAAAAAACGAAGCGCACGGACGGAGGUGUUUGUACAGAAACUCUAGCGUAAGACAUGGGAACACUCCCAGUGAGGUGGUAUCUCCUUAGACCUUUCAGCUUGCCCUCAGUGCACCAACCAUCGGCUCGGUAGGUUUGUGUGAUUAUCGUCUUUGAUUUCUCGGCAUGUGUGUGUGUGUGUGUGUGCGUGUGCGUGUGUGUGCGUGUUUACGUUUCUAUUAGAGAUGCUUAGAGCUAGCCACCCUGAGGGGGUCAUUUCUUAAGGUCAUUUAUAUCCUGUGUUGUGUAACCAAUGUCACAAGAAGUUUAAGAACUGCAAUAAAAUGUGAUGACAGUG
Clupea harengus (Atlantic herring) is the source of this 6275-nucleotide messenger RNA. RefSeq names its product transcription activator BRG1 (gene smarca4b). Gene Ontology annotation, molecular function: histone binding; ATP binding. Gene Ontology annotation, cellular component: nucleus. Lineage: Eukaryota; Metazoa; Chordata; Actinopteri; Clupeiformes; Clupeidae. The transcript has 35 exons. The coding region runs from base 202 to 5091 and encodes 1629 amino acids. Gene Ontology annotation, biological process: regulation of DNA-templated transcription. The record is from RefSeq and is a predicted model, not a curated record.